Cladophialophora immunda is the source of this 2254-nucleotide messenger RNA. RefSeq lists its product as uncharacterized. The transcript has a single exon. The record is from RefSeq and is a predicted model, not a curated record. The coding region runs from base 1 to 1779 and encodes 592 amino acids. NCBI's taxonomy places the organism in Eukaryota, Fungi, Ascomycota, Eurotiomycetes, Chaetothyriales, Herpotrichiellaceae.
AUGUUAGUCAAAGACACAGACGGAGAUUAUAAUGAACUUUCCGGAUACGUGUACGAGGGCGUGUGGGAGAGACAUGGCGAGCCGGCUAUUCUGAGAUGGACCUGGACGGUCAAGGACUCGAAUGCGUUGUUGAUCCUGGCUAGUCUCACCCUUUUCAUCGCAAUUGCACAGACACGCGCCUGGGCGAUCUCCCGCUAUAUCAUCCUUACCCGAAGCCAAGUCCGGCCUGUCAGGCUCCACGAUGAAACAUCUCCAGAACCCCUUCAACACCUUUCGCAGAGCAAAGCAAUCGUCCAAGUGCUCCCGUUCGCUACAAAGGGCAUCUCCAAGAUUUGGAGAACGGUUAUCUCGGCUCUGCGAAUCAACACCGCUCAACCGGACCAAGUGUUGAGAUCAGAUGACCCUGCGAUUUCGCCUUGGUUUGGAAUUAUAGCACUGUUCAAUGUGGCAGUGUUUGUCACACUGGGCGUGGCUGUACCAUGGUUGCUCUCAUUCGGGGCUGUGGAAACACCAGUAGUCAAGUCGAAGGCUACCGACAGUUGUUUAAAGUCCGACAAAAUAUCCAAUCUGUUCACCCUGAUGUCUACCACGACCAAAUCGGACGCUAUCUUCUCACAGUGCCUUGAUCGCUUGGAUGGGGGCUGCGACACUCCGUUUUAUCUACAACAGCCUGUAGUGGUAAAAAAGCGUCUAGACUACUGCCCGUUUCCUGGAAACAUCUGUCACAAUCAGACGCGCCCCUUUCAGAUCACACAUGCCAAUGUCACCGCUCAUCAGGUCGGAGUCAAUUCAAAAUCGAAAAUUUCAUUUAACCAUCGGCUCACUUGUGCACCGGCUGACCUCACACCCUUUCUUCUCUUCACAAGAAACCCGCCGAUUGAGACCUGGAUAUCUACCAGAAAUUUCGAUCUCCACAAUGGGAAAGCUUUAUGGCCGAACUUUACAAUGACGCUGAAUACCAUGAACGGUCCAAAUCUGGUCUCUGAAGAGAGUUCUGGACUUCGUAUGGCGCACCAGCAGGGUCCUUACGACCUCACGGUAUUGCCUAGGCACUGGGCUGGUGCUGAAGGUGUCAUGUUUGCGCCAGAUACACUGCACAAAAGCAUCCAGAGAGACGAUGGACUGGCGUAUCUUAUCAUCUAUCGAGCCGGGGCUACAGGCUACUAUGGUUCCGUCGAUGACCCAUUCUUCGCCGCCCACCAGAAGGACUGGUCAAACAUCACCGACCACUAUUACGCAGACCACGAGGCCACCGCGUUAGCUUGUUUCGAGACUUCCCAGUACUGUGUGUCAGAUUCGGGACUCUGCACUCCCUGGGGUCGAGGCUCUACGCAAGCAUACAAGGUGAUCAAAUAUCCCGGUUUGGGCCUUGACUCACUCGCUGAAGUUAUUGCCCUGUUGAGACUUCUGCCAGACUACUUCUCGGUAUUCAGUUACCUCACAGAGCUGAUUGAAUGGCAUGGAAUGAUGCCAUUAAAACAAGUUGGUGUGAAGCCAAGUAUGUUUUCCCCGCUCGACGAUAACAACGAACAGUGGGUCAUUGAAGUCGAAACUUGGUUCAGGAAAGCCAUCCUCAACGCCAUUCUUACAGUGCGCCACGGCGCACGGUUCCAUUUGAACGAUUAUUCUGCCAUGUUCAAAGACCCCAAAGAUUGGAGGAAUUCCUCGACAAGUUUUCUCUGUGUGGAAGAAUUCUGUUUCGGGACGGAAACUACACCAAUAUCAAUUGGAUCGGAUUUUGGGUGGCCCUGUCAGUUCUCGGAUUCAUUUGUCUUUUGAGCUUCUGUAUCAAGGAGGCCCACGAACACGGAAUGGCUUUACGCAAGGCUACCCUGAAACUGUUGGUAAAACUCACCCGGAUUGGACACAAAGUAAAGUUGGCAGCAACUGCUCGUCAUGGGCAACGGGCGGAUGGAUGGCGCUACUGGUUGUUAAGAUUCUUGAGAUCGCAUCCCCUAUUCCAUCAGGCCGGCUCUGGGAGACCAAGGUCUGGAGACCAAAGACAAGACCCAGCCACAAACGACUCAGAACUGCACAAUCUCGAAGCCUAGACGUUCUGUUUCCAACAAUGUCGUCAAGAUUGUAACGGCAUGAUAUCAUGGUAGGUUCGACUCUUUCAAUUGGAAACUCCAGGCUGGAGAUGCUGGGAACCCAGAAUCCCACGCAGAAGAGAAUGGUCAUAAUGACCACCGAAGUUAUUCUCGCUGGGGACCGUGACUAGCCGAUAUAGAGGCGCUGAAAGAAUAGAAAAUCG